Molecule: messenger RNA, 3028 nt
Organism: Syngnathus typhle (broad-nosed pipefish)
Lineage: Eukaryota; Metazoa; Chordata; Actinopteri; Syngnathiformes; Syngnathidae
Gene: gnb1b
Product: guanine nucleotide binding protein (G protein), beta polypeptide 1b
Exons: 11
Coding region: 218-1240 (340 amino acids)
Biological process (GO): G protein-coupled receptor signaling pathway
Cellular component (GO): cytoplasm; heterotrimeric G-protein complex
Molecular function (GO): signaling receptor complex adaptor activity; protein binding
Source: RefSeq, a predicted model, not a curated record
UCCCUCCCUCCCUCAUCUCCGGUUGGUCGACUGUUGGGCUCGCUGCUUCCUCGGCAAAGCGACGCUAGCUGGGGCUGGCUAGUUCUUGAGCUAGCGGUGGGGGCUCUUUGCUGAUUUUCGUGGGCUCGUCUCUUUUCCCGGUCAAUGCCAAAAAACACAUUGACUCAGGUCAAGUGCCCCAAUAGCUGGAGAGAGGUAACUGAAAAAGAAGACUAAAAUGAGUGAACUGGACCAGUUACGCCAAGAGGCUGAGCAGCUCAAAAAUCAAAUCAGAGAUGCCAGGAAAGCAUGUGCAGAUGCCACGCUAUCACAGAUUACGGCUAACAUUGAUCCCGUCGGGCGGAUUCAGAUGCGUACAAGACGAACGCUGCGGGGUCAUCUGGCCAAAAUCUAUGCCAUGCACUGGGGAACAGAUUCCAGGCUUUUGGUCAGUGCUUCUCAGGAUGGCAAACUAAUUAUUUGGGACAGCUAUACCACAAACAAGGUCCACGCCAUUCCACUUCGUUCUUCCUGGGUCAUGACGUGCGCGUAUGCACCUUCAGGAAAUUACGUGGCCUGCGGCGGCUUAGACAACAUCUGUUCCAUUUACAACCUGAAAACCCGCGAGGGCAACGUACGCGUGAGCCGCGAGCUUGCCGGACAUACAGGAUACCUUUCCUGCUGUCGUUUUCUUGAUGACAACCAGAUUGUUACAAGCUCGGGAGACACCACCUGUGCACUUUGGGACAUUGAAACCGGUCAGCAGACAACCACGUUCGCCGGGCACACGGGCGACGUGAUGAGCCUCUCUCUGGCCCCGGAUUCCCGAUUAUUUGUCUCCGGUGCCUGUGACGCUUCGGCCAAACUCUGGGAUGUGCGAGAGGGCAUGUGCAGACAGACCUUUACUGGCCAUGAGUCCGACAUCAAUGCCAUCUGUUUCUUCCCCAAUGGCAACGCCUUUGCCACUGGCUCGGAUGACGCCACCUGCAGGCUGUUUGACCUGCGCGCCGAUCAGGAAUUGAUGAUCUACUCUCACGAUAACAUCAUCUGCGGCAUCACCUCAGUGGCGUUCUCCAAAAGCGGCCGUCUGCUCCUGGCCGGAUAUGACGAUUUUAACUGCAACGUGUGGGACACACUAAAGGCCGACCGUGCCGGUGUGUUGGCUGGCCAUGACAACCGUGUGAGCUGUCUGGGCGUGACUGAUGAUGGCAUGGCAGUUGCCACAGGAUCCUGGGACAGCUUCCUGAAGAUCUGGAAUUGAAGCCUGAAGAUGUCCUUUUAACUCCAAAGCCGACUGGAAGACGAUUACAACUUCAGAAUGUUCACAACAUCUUCUUCAACACUGUUUAAAACUGACUUGGACACCACAAAAAAAAUGUCGAAGGGAAUAACAAUCCUUUCCUACACAAAGAAGAGCACAAUUGUCUUAUCACCUAAUUAAAGAAAGGAUCUCGUGUGGUAUCAAAUCAGAAACUUGUGCAUUCCUUCUCGGACCAUUUCAUGUUACCUUGAAAGAAAGGGGGGAAAAAACAACACUAUCAUCCCAUUCAAACGUGUGUCUUGAAAGCAAAUGGAGUGUAAUUGUACAAAUUAUUUAACUUUUUUUUUUUUUUUUUUAAAGAAUUCUAUUCUGAUGGUUUGUUACUCUCAAUGGCUUUUUGGGGGGGUCAUAUUUCUUUUGUGGUUUUAGAUAUGUUUGAAUGACAUCUUGUCCUUUCUAAUCCAGUUAAAUCACAUUAUGAGCAACGAGAUAAAAACGUGAAAAAACGAAGAAAAAAAAACGCUUGGAACAUAUUACACGAGCAGCUUUUCCAAAAUGUUUGUAUUUAUAUACUAGCUGUUUUUUUGUUUUUCUUCUCAUCACAGCCUUUUGCACAUGAAGCUUUGCCUCUCAACUAAUACGAUGUUAACUAACCAAGCACAUGCUCUAAGUUAUGAAUGCUCAUUCCAGUACAAAAAGAAGUUAUUAAGAGUAACGUUGUCCAGUUAUCCCCCCCUCCUCUCAUAAUUAUUGUACAUGCCCUUCAAUUUGGGUGGGAAGAAACUGUGUGACAAGGCAGGUGCUGAGAUUAUUUGGGGCAGUAGUUGUAUUUUAAAUACGAAUUGGGGUGGUUGGGAGGGUUUAGGGUCUUGUGUUUAGUAUCCACUUUUUGAGAGAAACACCUCACCUGAAUAAAUAGACACUUCCUUUGCUUGGGACUGCAGCUGCAACUCUGUGAAUGAAAUGUACAAAAAAAAAAUCAAUGUCUGAAGAAAAAAAAAAUGGUCUGAUGUUUUUAAGUUGAGACAUUAAAUUUUGUCUUACACAACUUAAUUUAGAUGUGCAUGCUGUAGACUUGCUUUCAGUGGUGCUAAAAAUAAUAAAAUUUAAAAAAAAAGUCCUAGAUUUUUUUUUCUUUUCUUCAUGGUUUCUGAAAAAGACCUUAACCUUAUUGAUUGAACCUAAUCUAAAUCAUUUUUUGGGCACUGACUCUGCAUACUAAUAACUGGUAGUGCUAUGCACCAGAGUAAGCAAGAGGCCGCAUACCUUGUGUCAAAUAUGCUUACCAGUUCCUCUUGAUUCCAAUUUUUAAGAAUAUAACAAUCAUUGUGAUAAUUCUAUCCUUGGCAAGCUUCUUUUUCUCUCCUCCAAAUCAUCGCUAAAAUAAACAAACACAGUGUCCAUAUUGCUUUUUUUUUUUCAUUUUUCUUUUGGUCUUAAAUUGAAAAAGCAGAACAUCUGAAUGACAACAUUUCACUGUAUACAGAAGCACUUUUGUGACAUUCUCACUUUUUUCCUUUCUCUGCAAAGAUGUACUUCAAUAAAUGUGAUGUAUUUUUGUGUGUGGCCACAAGUGAAAAUGCGAUUCAACUCCAGAUGGAUUUUCCUGCUCACCCACCUUCUUUCCACGACUAUACUAGAGCUCUGCACCCUUAUGUAGCGUUCCACUUUUUUUUUGUAUUUCCUUUCAGUCUGUUGGUGUUCCACGGUGAGUUGGAUGCAAGAUAGAUACUGUACUAAACUGUACUGUUAUUGAUUGAAGAUGUAAUAAAAGCUGUUUGAGAGUUA